This is a messenger RNA of Rhea pennata, 1158 nucleotides long. It is a transcript of the gene NPY1R, whose product is annotated as neuropeptide Y receptor Y1. Gene Ontology annotation, molecular function: neuropeptide Y receptor activity; neuropeptide binding. NCBI's taxonomy places the organism in Eukaryota, Metazoa, Chordata, Aves, Rheiformes, Rheidae. Bases 1 to 1158 code for a protein of 385 amino acids. Gene Ontology annotation, biological process: G protein-coupled receptor signaling pathway. The transcript is spliced from 2 exons. Gene Ontology annotation, cellular component: neuron projection; plasma membrane. The record is from RefSeq and is a predicted model, not a curated record.
AUGAAUACUUCAGUUCUCAUCUCGCCUGGAAAUAACUCCGUGCACCUGAAUUUUUCAGAGAGGAAUUCCCAGAUCUUUCAGUUUGAGGAUGAAGAUUGCCACGUGCCUUUGGCUAUGGUCUUCACUUUGGCCUUGGCUUAUGGGACUGUCAUAAUCCUGGGCGUCUCUGGGAAUCUGGCUUUGAUUAUCAUUAUUCUAAAACAGAAGGAGAUGCGCAAUGUUACUAAUAUCCUCAUUGUCAACCUGUCCUUCUCUGAUCUUCUGGUGACCAUCAUGUGUCUUCCCUUUACCUUUGUAUACACUUUAAUGGACCACUGGAUUUUUGGGGAGGCCAUGUGCAAGUUGAAUCCCUUUGUGCAAUGUGCCUCAAUCACCGUCUCUGUCUUUUCUUUAGUCCUCAUUGCUAUUGAACGCCACCAGCUGAUCAUCAACCCCCGGGGCUGGAGGCCGAAUAACAGACAUGCCUACAUGGGGAUUGCUGCCAUAUGGAUUUUAGCCACAGCUUCCUCUUUGCCUUUCCUGAUUUACCAUGUAUUAACAGAUGAACCCUUCAGAAAUAUAACAUUUGAUGAAUAUAAAGACAAAUAUGUGUGCUUGGACCUCUUCCCUUUGGACACCGCCAGGCUUUCUUAUACUACGACUCUUUUGGUUAUUCAGUACUUUGGACCACUUUGUUUUAUAUUUAUUUGCUACUUAAAGAUAUACAUACGAUUAAAAAAAAGGAACAACAUGAUGGACAAGAUGAGAGAUAAUAAAUACAGGUCCUCUGAAACCAAAAGGAUCAACAUCAUGCUGAUCUCAAUAGUGGUUGCAUUUGCAGUUUGCUGGCUGCCGCUCACCAUCUUCAAUAUUAUGUUUGACUGGAAUCAUGAAAUUCUGCCUGUUGCGACCUGCAGUCACAAUCUGCUAUUCCUGAUUUGCCACCUCACAGCCAUGAUCUCUACCUGUGUGAACCCUAUCUUCUAUGGGUUUCUCAAUAAGAACUUCCAGAGGGACUUGCAGUUUUUAUUUCAUUUCUGUCAUUUCCGCUCCCGUGAGGAGGAUUAUGAGACUAUAGCCAUGUCCACCAUGCACACAGAUAUUUCAAAAACCUCUUUAAAGCAGGCAAGCCCAGUUGCAUUUAAAAAAAUAAGUAGCGAUGAUGAUGAUAAAAUAUAA